AUGUCAGGGAAAAUGGGCAGCAGGAGCAAUAGCGUUAUCCAGGCACAGAAACUGGUGGAUCAACUUCGGAUUGAGGCAACAAUGGAGAGAGUAAAGAUUUCCCUGACAGCGGCAGAUUUGGUCCAGUACUGUCAGGAGCACCGGCGGAGCGAUCCUCUGCUCACCGGUAUAGCUGCUUCAGCCAACCCUUUCAAAGACAAGAAAACCUGUGUGCUGCUUUGA
Menidia menidia (Atlantic silverside) is the source of this 222-nucleotide messenger RNA. Lineage: Eukaryota; Metazoa; Chordata; Actinopteri; Atheriniformes; Atherinopsidae. The record is from the annotation of a GenBank genome assembly.